Epinephelus lanceolatus (giant grouper) is the source of this 1793-nucleotide messenger RNA. NCBI's taxonomy places the organism in Eukaryota, Metazoa, Chordata, Actinopteri, Perciformes, Serranidae. The record is from RefSeq and is a predicted model, not a curated record.
AGAGACCACCUAAGAAACAUGUAGUGGAGGAGUUUGAGGAGUUUGACUACAGUGACCUCUACGAGGACAUUUCAGUUUCCACGGUGACGGCAGGUUCCAAUGUCACUGAAUAUGAGAUUGUAGAUUACGAAGACUAUGACAACACAACAGAUUACUACCAUGUGAAUGAAUAUGAAUAUGAGGAAGAAUACGAUGAUCGCUACGGACCGGCCGAGAGAGAACGCGAGUACUCUCUAAAUGCAGAGGACAUACCAGAGAAAGGACAGAAAGGAGAGCCAGGCAUCUUGGGACCGGGCACACAGAUUACAGGACCACACGGGCCGCCAGGACCUGAGGGAGAGCCAGGACCCUCCGGAGUCACAGGACUAGUGGGACCUCGGGGAGAACCCGGGGAGCUGGGCCCUCCUGGGCGGCCAGGCCUUAAUGGAGCUGAUGGGAUACCGGGUCCCCCAGGAAACAUUAUGCUCAUACCGUUCCAGUCAGGUGGGGAUCCAAAGACAGGCACUGCAGUUUCUGCACAGGAGGCACAGGCUCAGGCCAUCCUGCAGCAGACCAAGUUGGCUAUGAAGGGACCCCCAGGGCCACUCGGCCUCAGGGGACGACCUGGACCACUGGGUGCACCUGGUACUUCUGGGCUGAAGGGGAGCAGCGGGGAUAUGGGGCCGAAGGGUCCUCCAGGACUGCCAGGUAUCGCAGGUCAGAACGGACGACCCGGGAAAAGGGGUCGAGGAGGUGCAGAUGGGGGUCGCGGUGCAAUAGGAGAGACUGGAGCAAAGGGGGAUCGAGGGUUUGAUGGCUUGCCGGGUCUCCCAGGAAACAAAGGGCAUAAAGGGGACAGGGGUAAGCCGGGCCCUCUAGGUCCUCCUGGAGAGCCGGGAGAAAAGGGCUCUGAGGGGCCAUCUGGGCCAAGAGGACAGCCAGGUGAUGCUGGUUCCAGAGGUCUGAAUGGCCCCAGAGGUCGUCCUGGUCCCCCAGGCCAGCCUGGCAUCAGAGGAAUUGACGGGGUUCAAGGCUCAAAAGGAAACAUAGGACCCCUUGGAGACAUCGGAGCCCCUGGACAGCAAGGCAACCCUGGGAUUGUGGGUUUUCCUGGACCUCAGGGGUUAGUAGGGCUUCCAGGAGAGAAGGGGCCUCAAGGGAAGAAAGGGAUGCAGGGAUUACCUGGAAAUGACGGGCCCGGGGGUCACCCCGGAAGAGAAGGGACUCCAGGUGAAAAAGGACUGCCGGGUCCCUCAGGAGUGCAGGGGCCUGUAGGAUACCCUGGACAACGAGGAGUCAAGGGAGCAGAUGGAAUCAGAGGAUUAAAGGGAAGCAAAGGCGAAAAGGGAGAGGAUGGUUUCCCAGGGGCCAAAGGGGAGAUGGGAGCAAAAGGGGAUCUUGGAGACAAUGGAGUUCCUGGUGGCCGAGGAGAAGACGGGCCUGAGGGGCCCAAAGGACAGAUGGGUCCUCAAGGAGACGCUGGCUCUGCUGGUGCUCCUGGAGAGAAGGGGAAGCUGGGAGUUCCUGGGCUGCCAGGAUAUCCAGGUCGACAGGGGCCGAAGGGCUCUGAUGGAUUUCCUGGUGCAGUGGGAGCUCCAGGAGAGAAAGGGAAGAAAGGUCCUGCAGGACAGCCAGGAGGUGCAGGCCAGAGGGGUCCAAAUGGUGCACGAGGUGGCAGAGGGGCAAAAGGGCCAACAGGGAAACCUGGAGAAAAGGGCGCCUCAGGACAUGAUGGACCUCCCGGCUCUCCUGGAGAAAGGGGACCUCAAGGGCCACAAGGAAGGAAUGGAGAGGCAGGACCUAAAGGAUCAGCU